Messenger RNA from Rhineura floridana, 930 nucleotides. RefSeq names its product olfactory receptor 13G1-like. NCBI's taxonomy places the organism in Eukaryota, Metazoa, Chordata, Lepidosauria, Squamata, Rhineuridae. The transcript has 2 exons. Gene Ontology annotation, cellular component: membrane. The coding region runs from base 1 to 930 and encodes 309 amino acids. The record is from RefSeq and is a predicted model, not a curated record. Gene Ontology annotation, biological process: G protein-coupled receptor signaling pathway. Gene Ontology annotation, molecular function: G protein-coupled receptor activity; olfactory receptor activity.
AUGGUAUUGGAGCUAAACAGGAGCUGUGUGACCACAUUCAUGAUCUUGGGCCUUUCCGACCAUCCUAAGAUGCAGAUCCUCCUCUUCAUUCUUUUCCUUUGCGUUUAUAUUGUUGCCCUGAUAGGAAACCUAGCAAUCCUUGCUGCCAUUUUGUCCUGUCGCAAACUCCACAGGCCCAUGUAUUUCUUCCUGUUCCAUUUGGCUGUGGUGGAUAUAAUCUGCACCUCCACCAUCAUUCCCAAGAUGCUGGCAAACAUAGCAACUUUCAGCAAGGACAUCUCAUAUUCAGGCUGCAUCAUCCAGCUCUAUUCUUUUUCAUGGUGUUUAGGAGCUGAGAUGGUGCUGUUCACUGUCAUGGCUUAUGAUCGCUAUGUAGCUAUAUGUCACCCCUUGAAUUACACCACCAUAAUGAACAAGAAGAUAUGUCUAGCCCUCUCCACACUGGUGAUCUUUAUAGCCGUUACUAACUCAUGGGUUCACACUGGACUGAUUAUGAAGCUCAACUUCUGUGGCCCCAAUGGUGUCAAUCACUUCUUCUGUGAGAUUCCUCCACUUCUGGCACUCUCUUGCAGCCCAGUAAAAAUCAAUGAGAGCUGUCUCUUCGCAGCAGACAUCUUCCUUGCUAUGGGGGACUUCUUGCUAACAUGCUUAUCUUACUGCCUCAUCGUUAGGGCAAUCUUAAAAAUCAAGACCUCUGAAGGGAAGAAAAAAGCUUUCUCCACCUGUUCAUCACAUCUCAUUGUUGUCACCUUAUUUUACUCCCCAGUCAUCUAUAUUUACAUACGUCCAGCCUCCAGCUACUCCUUUGAGCGGGAUAAGGUAGUUGCUGCCUUAUAUACACUGGUUACACCAGCUUUGAAUCCUAUAAUCUACACUCUAAGAAAUAAGGAUGUCAAGGCAGCUUUCAAAAAAGUCUUCUUCACCACAUGA